Molecule: messenger RNA, 1242 nt
Organism: Dichomitus squalens LYAD-421 SS1
Lineage: Eukaryota; Fungi; Basidiomycota; Agaricomycetes; Polyporales; Polyporaceae
Product: FAD/NAD(P)-binding domain-containing protein
Exons: 6
Coding region: 1-1242 (413 amino acids)
Molecular function (GO): FAD binding; monooxygenase activity
Source: RefSeq, a predicted model, not a curated record
AUGACUGGAACUAAGGUCAUCAUCGCCGGUGGCGGCGUUGCGGGGCCCGUUCUCGGAAUACUUCUCAAGCGCAAGGGGUACGACCCUAUCAUCUACGAGCGCCUCGACGCGCCUACGGAUAUGGGCCUGUCUCUAGCCCUGCAGCCCAACGGACUCAAGGUCCUCAGCCUCAUCCCCGACCUCAUUGAGAAAAUCCCGAAACGGGAGAUAUCCGAGACCCUUCUUUGGUCCUCUCUCCCCGAGGAUGAGCGCCAACUUGCGCACUACGAAAUGCCUAUCAAAGGGCUCGCGGGAUACGGCGUGAACGGCGCCCGUCGCCCGGCCCUGCUCCGUACUCUCAUCGAGGAGGCGCAGGCACAGGGUGUCCCUGUCAAAUUUGGACAUCAGCUCGAAAGCUUCGAGCAGCAUGAGGACAGCGUUACCGUGCAAUUCGCGAACGGGACGACGGACACCGCGAGCUUCGUCGUGGGCUGCGAUGGACUGCAUAGCGAUACCAGGGUGACAUUGUUUGGCAAAGAGCCCGUUUCAUUUACUGGCUUGACUCAGACGGGAGGUAUCUCGCCUUUCCCGGAGGCAUUCAGGACGAAAGGCAUGGCCCCUAUGUUCAACAUUUACGGCAACGGUGUGCACAUGAUCGGAUACCCCGUAAACGAGAAUGAGAUUUCUUGGGCUAUAACACAGCGUGAAGCCGAGGCGAAAGAGAACUGGCGUCACAUGGACGAAGAACAGCAGAAAGAGUUCAAGCAGGGACCACAUUCCAGCUUGCCUUUUGGAGGUGGAGAAUUGGUCCGAACUGCGGGACGUAUUGUCAAGUAUGGAUUGUACGAUCGUCCUGAACUCUCUACUUGGCACAAGGGCCGCGUGGUCCUGAUCGGUGACGCUGCGCAUCCCACUAGUCCGCACCUCGGCCAGGGAGCGAACCAAGCCCUCGAAGACUGCUACCACCUGACGCGGCUGCUCCUCGUACACAACCCAACAGGAGCAUCUCCCUCCACCGAGCUCCUCUCGACUGUCUUCACAGAGUUUGAGACGCUGCGCAUUGCACGGACAUCCGACCUCGUCAAGCGCGCGCGGCAGCAAGGCGAGAUACGCGUCAUUAGUGGCGUCGAGGCGUGCAAGAAGCGCAACGAGACCGUGGCGACAAUGUAUGGAGGCCCCGCGAAGGCGGACGACACAGCCCUGAGGGUGCUGCUCGCAGACCUGAUCGAACAUCCGUUCAAGCCUGGUGAGAGUGAGAUCUGA